Molecule: messenger RNA, 861 nt
Organism: Rotaria sp. Silwood2
Lineage: Eukaryota; Metazoa; Rotifera; Eurotatoria; Philodinida; Philodinidae
Source: the annotation of a GenBank genome assembly
AUGGGAAUUGCCGCUAAUCAAAGCAAACAUGUUCUUUCAUAUGGUUGGAUUGGUCGUUAUAAGAAAGAAAGAUGCCAAAGUACAGAGAAUGAAGAAGAUAAUCCGCUCGUACGUGGUAUAAUGAAAUUUUUUUCCAUAGUUUAUCCAUCAGAAGUUACGUACAAUCGUUUAGCUAUUGAAUAUUUGAAGAAAGGUUAUUAUGAUUUAGCACUGGCGAAGUUCGAACAACUUUUAACUAUUCAAAUACAACGUUGUGGUGAUGAGCAAAACGUUGAUGUAGCCAGUACAUAUCACAAAUUUGGUCAUGUUUACGAAAUGAAGAAAGAUUAUGAUCUGGCAAUGUUCUAUUACAAGAUGUCAAUAGAAAUACGAGAACGACUAUGUAACUCAAACGAACAACGUCUUGAUUUAGCUGAAAGUUACAAGGGUAUCGCAAAUGUGCAUCAUCACUACAACGAGUACGAAGUAGCCCUAACAUUUGACAAAAAGGCCUUGAAAAUUUAUUUGGAAAUCAUGCCAAAAGAUGAUUUCAAUACUGCAAAGUUGUAUCAUCGUAUAGGUAUUAUAUACGAGGAAUUAAAAGAAUAUGAAACAGCAUUUGAAAAUUAUGGAAAAGCAUUUGAACUCUACAAAAUAAUCUAUUCGUUUAAAUACGGUCGAUAUAGUGGCAUUCACCACAAUUUACUGAUGAGAGAUAUUAAUCGUCGUCUAUUACGAAUGCUCAGUAUCGUAAAGAAAGCCGAUGCUGAUUUAGAACAAUUAAACAAAUAUUAUAGAAUGUUUAAUAAAGACCAAGAGGAAGAACGUAUCAUGCUCAAGGGUGAAGUUGCAUCAUGGCAGAUUGAUGAUAUAACCAGAUAG